Daktulosphaira vitifoliae (grape phylloxera) is the source of this 3227-nucleotide messenger RNA. RefSeq names its product E3 ubiquitin-protein ligase Su(dx)-like. Gene Ontology annotation, molecular function: protein binding; ubiquitin protein ligase activity. The record is from RefSeq and is a predicted model, not a curated record. The coding region runs from base 535 to 3093 and encodes 852 amino acids. The transcript has 14 exons. Gene Ontology annotation, biological process: ubiquitin-dependent protein catabolic process. NCBI's taxonomy places the organism in Eukaryota, Metazoa, Arthropoda, Insecta, Hemiptera, Phylloxeridae.
AUAAUGAUGCUAAUUUAUCAGUGUUGAUAAUUAUAAGUUCUGAAGUAUUGAGUUGAACAAAUAACUAUUUGUUAUUUACUCAUCAAUAUAUAGUUUAAAAAAAGAAAUAUAUCAUUAAUCGCGUAAUUAUAUGUUCUAUGAGUUCUGUGUUAUUUUUUUAGUGAUAAUAUUAGUUUUCGACGACUGAUGAUGUAAUUUACUCAGUUUUACUGGUUUUUUUUAAGAUACUAGUAUUUUGAAACUUGUUGAACUGUUAAUGGCUUCAAAUUUAAUCCAUAAUUUAUUUCUAUAGUAGACAAAAGCUGUCAUAUUAUCAAUUCAAUGAUUAAAAUUCAACUUAACUUAAAUAUAAAGUCAACUUGAAUUUAAGCUAUUUUGAUUUUAAGAAUGUUUGAUCUCAAAUAUUGCUGGAAAAAUUACUGAUUCCAUGUAUCCAACAAAUACAAUAAUUUUAGUUUAACAGUUUGUAAAAAGAAAAAAUUUGAUUACCUAAUGAAGCAAAAAAUAGUUCAUUAAUAAUAAAACUUAAUCAUUAUGUGUUCAAUAGUUGAAAAUACUAAUGGCAGAGUAAUAUCUCCUUCAAAUCAAAAUUUUUUUCAACUAACUGUAACCAUUGAAUGCGCACAUUUAAAAAACAGUGGAGGGUUAAUCAAACCACAUCCUUAUGUUGAAUUUAGUGUUGAUGAUUUUAAAAGGCAUAAAACAGAAGUAAUUAAAAAUACAUAUCAACCUAAGUGGAAUGAAGAGUUUACGGUUUUAGUAACUCCAUAUUCAAUUUUACAUUAUCGUGUACUAGACUAUUGCAAAUUUCAAAAAGAUGUACUUAUUGCUGAAAAAAGUAUAAGCCUUUAUGACAUAUUGAGUCAUUACAAUGGUAUCUGUGAUAAUUUAGAGUUGACUAUAGAUUUAAUGAAAACUCGUCAUCAUGAUCUAGCAUCUAGUUCAUCAUCUACCAAUAAUUUUGUUAAAGUUGGUGAACUAAUAACAAUGCUUCAUGGGUUUCAAAUUGAUAUGUCACAAGUAUUAAUGCCUUCCAGGGAUCCUAGUACUAGUACAAGCAGUGCACCAAGAUUGUCUGAAAGUGAUUUUAGUUGUGGAGUAAGGGCUCGUAAUCGAACAACAGUUGCAGUUACAACCCCUGAAACAACAACGGAUCCAAAUUUGCUUACUAGUCACUUGAUUACACAAUCAACUAACAAUAAUGUUCGUACACCUACUAUUACAACAAUACACACACCUACUGUGGAGUCAUCAAUUACAGUUCAUCAUCAAAAUGGUGCUUUAUCGUUGCCAGUAGAAGAACCAUUACCUUCAGGAUGGGAAAUGAGAUUUGAUGCCUUUGGACGGCAGUAUUAUGUUGACCAUAAUACAAAAUCAACUUCUUGGGAAAGACCUCAACCUUUACCACCUGGUUGGGAAUUAAGAAGAGAUAACCGAGGUCGGAUUUAUUAUGUAGAUCAUAACACUAGAACCACAACUUGGCAACGACCUAAUACAGAACGUUUGCAGCAUUACCAACACUGGCAAGGUGAACGUGCUCAUGUAGUUCAACAAGGAAAUCAAAGAUUCCUUUAUCCACAACAUGCAUUAGGAACUGGAUCAGGUCCAAAUAAUAGACAAACUUCAGGUAUGCCAGCUAAUCCAACUACUGAAGAUGAUGACAGAAUGGGUCAGUUACCAAACGGGUGGGAAAAACGGGUACAACCUGAUGGAAGAUGUUAUUUUGUGAAUCACAAAAGUCGAAUUACUCAAUGGGAAGAUCCACGUACACAAGGGACUGAACUAAUUAUUGACAAUUCAGAUCUUCCCACUGGUUGGGAAGUUAGAAGAACUACAGAUGGUGUUCGUUACUUUGUAGAUCAUAAUACUCAUACAACUACUUUUGAAGACCCUCGUACUAACGUUUCUGCUAUUCAAUGUACCACUGGUCCUUAUGGCGUUCCAGCUGCAUACGAACGAUCUUUUCGUUGGAAGCUUAGUCAAUUUCGUUAUUUAUGUCAAAGUAAUGCAAUAUCUAGCCACAUUAAAAUAACAGUAUCAAGGCAAACAUUAUUUGAAGACUCAUAUCAUCAAAUUAUGAGGUCUGCUGCAUAUGAAAUGAGAAAACGUUUAUACAUAGUAUUCCGAGGAGAAGAAGGGUUAGAUUAUGGUGGUGUUUCAAGAGAAUGGUUUUUUCUUCUAUCACAUGAAGUUCUUAAUCCAAUGUAUUGUCUUUUUGAGUAUGCUAAUAAAAAUAAUUACAGUUUACAAAUAAAUCCAGCAUCAUAUGUUAAUCCAGAUCAUUUAUUGUAUUUUAAAUUUAUUGGUCGUUUUAUUGCUAUGGCUUUGUAUCAUGGACGUUUUAUUUAUUCUGGGUUUACUAUGCCAUUUUACAAAAGAAUGUUAAACAAAAAGCUAACUAUGAAAGAUAUAGAGUCAAUUGAUCCAGAAUUCUAUAAUUCACUAGUUUGGGUGCGGGAUAAUAAUUUAGAAGAAAGUGACAUAGAAAUGUAUUUUGGUGUAGAUUUUGAAGUACUUGGACAAGUUGUUCAUCAUGAACUAAUAGAAAAUGGUGAUAAAGUCAAAGUUAAUGACCAAAAUAAAGAUGAGUACAUAAGGCUAAUGACUGAAUGGCGUAUGACUCGUGGAAUUGAAGAACAAACUCAGGCUUUACUUGAUGGGUUUAAUGAAGUUGUAGCUUUAGAAUGGCUGAAGUAUUUUGAUGAACGUGAACUUGAGCUUAUGCUUUGUGGUAUGCAAGAAAUUGAUGUUGACGAUUGGCAACAACAUACAAUUUACAGACAUUACAAUAGAAACAGUAAACAAAUCAAUUGGUUUUGGCAGUUUGUAAAACAAGCUGAUAAUGAAAAACGUGCACGACUUCUUCAAUUUGUAACUGGAACUUGUAGAGUACCCGUAGGAGGUUUUGCUGAGUUAAUGGGAAGUAAUGGUGCACAAAGAUUUUGCAUUGAAAAAGUUGGUAAGGAAACAUGGCUCCCCCGAUCACAUACAUGUUUCAAUCGCUUAGACUUACCACCAUAUAAAAGCUAUGACCAACUAGUUGAAAAACUUAACUAUGCUAUUGAGGAAACUGAAGGUUUUGCUCAAGAAUGAAAAAUUAAAUUAUUAUUUUUUAAUUAAUGGUUCUAACAUUUUUAUGAUUAAAAUUUUUAAAACAUGUACAUAGAUUAUAUGCUGUGUAGUACUAUAAAGAAAAACUACAAUUAUAUAAAUAUAUAAAGGACUUA